Molecule: messenger RNA, 4129 nt
Organism: Ailuropoda melanoleuca (giant panda)
Lineage: Eukaryota; Metazoa; Chordata; Mammalia; Carnivora; Ursidae
Product: serine/threonine-protein phosphatase 4 regulatory subunit 1
Exons: 21
Coding region: 41-3040 (999 amino acids)
Biological process (GO): protein dephosphorylation
Cellular component (GO): cytoplasm
Molecular function (GO): protein phosphatase regulator activity; protein binding
Source: RefSeq, a predicted model, not a curated record
CGCCCUCCCGCGCGGACCCCGCCUCCUGGCCCAUCCCAAGAUGGCGGAGAUCCCUCUGUACUUUGUGGACUUGCAUGAUGACUUAGACGAUUAUGGAUUUGAAGAUUACGGUCCAGAUCGUGACAGCAUGAGGGUGACGGCCUUUCUGGACAUCCCAGGCCAGGAAAACCUGCCUCCACUCGCUCGCCUGGAAAAGUAUGCUUUCAGUGAGAACAUCUUUAACCGUCAGAUUAUUGCCAGAGGGCUGCUCGAUGUUCUCCGGGACUUCAGUAACAAUGAGGAGGACUUCUUAACGGUAAUGGAGAUCGUGGUCAGAUUGGCAGAAGAUGCAGCACACUGCUGUGCGGGAGACAGGAAGAUGUCCCUCCCAUGCUCUCCUCCCCCAUACACACAGGCGAGAGGAGUGAGACGAGCGGGUGUUGGAGCUGCCAGUACUGACAGCUGCCCUGCAGCCCCCCCCCCACUUGUAAUGAUUGAGCCCACAGUGCGGACUGAGCUGAUGGAACAGAUUCCUCCUAUUGCUGUUUUUUUACAAGAAAACAGAUCAAAUUUUCCAGUGGUGCUCUCUGAAUAUCUCACACCAAUUGUAGUGAGGUACCUCACGGAUCCAAACAACCAGGUUAGAAAAUCAAGUCAGGAAGUGCUCUUGAUUCUUCUGGAACAAGAUCUAAUUUCCCAGCAUGAUAUUGAAAACAAAGUGUGUCCAGUCCUGCUGGCGCUCUCUGCCCCGGACAGUGAUGAUGAAUACAAAGCAGAAGCUGUGAACAUAAUCUGCAAAUUGGCUUCAGUGCUGAGCAGGAGCACGGUUGAACGCCUGCUGCUCCCUCGAUUCUGCGAAUUGUGUGCUGAUGGGAAGUUCUUUCAAGUUCGGAAGGUGUGUGCUACAAAUUUUGGUGAUAUUUGUCAUGCCGUUGGACAAGAAGCCACUGAGAAAUUUCUGAUCCCAAAGUUUUUUGAGCUCUGCUCAGAUAAUGUUUGGGGGAUGCGAAAAGCCUGCGCGGAGUGCUUCAUGGCGGUGUCCUACAGUGCGUCCCCAGAGGUCCGCAGAGCCCAGCUGUCACCCCUCUUCAUCAAGCUCAUCAGCGACCCCUGCCGAUGGGUGCGCCAGGCUGCCUUCCAGUCCCUGGGCCCCUUCAUUUCCACCUUCGCGAACCCCUCCAGGGCCGGCCUCUAUAUUCGAGAAGACGGCACUCUGAGCAUCCGACCGCUGGCUCAGGAUUUGGACUCUGAUCUCACCUCCGGGUCACCCAGUGCAGGCAGUUGUGGUAACACUUCCUCAGCCUGUUCCACAAAGCCGGUGCACAAGGAGCCAGACCUGCCCACGGAAGGCACGUCAGCGGGAACCAGCGAUUUCCUGCACGUCAGCAGCUCCUCUGAUGGCCUCAUGGCAAACUCAGUGGAAGACUCUGCCUUGGCUAGAGCCAAGCUGACCGGGCUUUGCCCCGAGGCUGGUGCCUCCUUGAGGCUUCCUGAUGGGAACGGCCUCCCCCUGCACAGCUACCCUGGACCAGGCUCCUCCACCGGCCCAGAGAGUCCUGAGGAUGCAUUCAAUAAUUUCUUGUAUUGGCGAACUCCUCUCCCUGACAUCAGCAAGGACUUAGAGCUGCUUCCGCGUGAGGCUGGGCCACAGGAGGAGGGCUGCAGCAGGCCCGAGACUGUGCGCCACAGCUGCGUGGCCAGGAGCGAGAUUCAGAAAGUCCUCGAUAGUUUGCAGGAGCAUCUGAUGAACGAUCCAGACGUUCAAGCUCAGGUCCAGGUCUUAUCAGCUGCUCUGAGAGCCGCACAGCUUGACUCUGUGAAUGAACCCGAGCACCAGGCGACGGAAGGUCGGAACAAGGGGUCCAUUUCCCAUCCCAGCCCUGCCUCUGCCAGUCAGACAGCUCUGCCGGCGUCGUCCUCACAGGAGCAGCUCUCCAAGCCCAGGACGUUACAAAGCCCAGACCUCAGCAAACCCUGCGGUGGGGCCACUGACCAUCUGGAGACUGAGCAGAGGCAUCUCCCCUCCCCACUCGAGGAGAAUAAAUCUAAAUUACAGGAUAUAAUACCUCAACCCCUGCUAGAUCAGUAUGUGUCAAUGACCGACCCCGCUCGUGCCCAGACUGUCGAUAUUGACAUAGCCAAACACUGCGCCUACAGCCUCCCAGGGGUGGCGCUCACCCUGGGCAGGCAAAAUUGGCACUGCCUGAGAGACACGUAUGAAACGCUGGCUUCUGACGUGCAGUGGAAGGUGCGUCGGACCCUGGCCUUCUCCAUCCACGAGCUGGCUGUGAUUCUCGGGGACCAGCUCACAGCUGCUGACCUGGUGCCCGUCUUCAAUGGAUUUUUAAAGGACCUGGAUGAAGUACGAAUAGGAAUUCUUAAACACCUGUAUGAUUUUCUAAAGUUGCUUCAUGAAGACAAGAGGAGAGAAUAUCUUUAUCAGCUUCAAGAAUUUGUAGUGACCGAUAACAGCAGGAAUUGGAGGUUUCGAUAUGAACUAGCAGAACAGCUGAUACUCAUUUUGGAACUCUAUAAUCCCAAUGAUGUUUAUGAUUACUUAAUGCAUAUUGCUUUAAAGUUGUGUGCAGAUAAAGUUUCUGAAGUCCGGUGGAUCUCCUUCAAACUAGUGGUGGCCAUUCUGCAGAAGUUCUACUCACACAGUGAGAGUGCACUGGGGUUAAGUUUCAUCAGUGAGCUCAUCGUAAGGUUCCGGCACUGCGCUAAGUGGGUUGGAAGGCAAGCUUUCGCUUUCAUUUGUCAGGCGGUGGUGAGCGACGAGUGCAUCCCCGUGGACCAGUUUGUGGAACACUUGCUCCCCAGCCUCUUAAGCCUUGCCUCUGAUCCUGUGCCAAAUGUGAGGGUUCUGCUGGCCAAAGCUCUACGUCAGACGCUGUUGGAAAAGGCGUAUUUGAGAAAUGCCGGUAACCCUCAUCUUCAAGUCGUUGAAGAGACUGUCCUGGCUCUGCAGUCAGACCGGGACCCGGAUGUGUCCUUUUUUGCCCGCCUGGAGCCAAAGCGGCGGAGCGCCGCAGACACGCCUGCGCUCGCAGAACGGAAUUAACCGCCCUGGGAUCCCGCGCACUCCGGUCACGUCGCCCGUGGGCACACACCGCUCGCCCCCGCUUGUCAGGGGUCUGCUGUGCCACACCUUCCGAGGGAGGAAAGACUUCUGAAACUUUGAGGGCGGGCACUCACAUGAUCCCUUUCCCUCGCGCAGCCCCAGGGACCGCACCUGGGAUGGGCACCACCCUUCUGCUCCCCUGCCUGCCGAUGGGGAAGCCUGGGACAAGGCUGUAGAACCAGGUGGGAGCAGGUGCGGGGGUCUCCGCAGCAUCAGGUCGCCUUCCCCAUGACAGACUGACUCUAUUAUUUAAAGCCCCCCUCCUCCCAAAAUAAAGUAGUUUAUUAGAAGCUUUUAAGUCUUUAAGAGACUUGCAUAUUUGGCUUCCCUCAUGCUUUCCUGUAAAAUAUAGUUUAUGGUAUUACAUUUUAUUUUUAACUGAAAUAAUGUACAUAUGUAAAUAACUCUUGACAGGAAGAAAAUAUAUUAACGUAAUAUUAGUCUCCUAUCAGUGAACAGAACAAAUACAUCAUUUAAAUUUAUGCUUCACUUGGAGUUGGUGCAAAUAUAGCCCAAUUUGUUUACUUUUGAAAAAUGUGAUAGUUAAGGAAAUCUACUAAAGAAUGAUUUAUGGCAGUCUUUCUAAUAUUGUACUUUUGUAUAAACUGUACUUGGAACUUUUCCUCAGGCACUUAUCCCUCCCCUUCUUGCAGUAACUGUAUCCAUAAAGAUACGUACUGGCCUCUGACAGAGGCAUAAAGUAGAAAGAUUUUUCAUUCUUACAUGGAUUUAUUAUCCUACGUUUAAGAACGCGGGAGGGAAAUUGAUCUUUGAGAUGCGCGGAUAUUGACUUUAUAGCUAAUGCUUUAGAAUCUUUAACAGAGACUAGGAACCCACAGUUCUGAUCAGUCCAUAUACUUGCCAGGGAUUUGGGGGGUUAAAUUAUGACGCUCUUCAAAUUGACUUAAGUACACUGAAUUUAGAUUUCAUGCUUUUAAAAUUUGGACUAAGGUGUUCUAGAACUUAAACGGUUUUCAUGAAUAAUUUGAGAUUCUAUAAACGUUUCAUUAAAUUCUGUAUAACCUGUGG